UUUGCGCAGUGGAGGUGGAUUACGACCAGGAGUGACCUAUCCUAUCUUGGAGUUGGAAGACCGUAAUGCUUACUUUUCCUUUUAUUUUGACCUAUAUUUACAGGUAACGCGUUCAUUUGUUGAUGAGUACUUCUGUCCGUUUGCACCUCCAACUUGUUGGACGCCAUUAAACCCAUUUUCCCCAUUCACCUGCUGUCUGUUUUACUAUCGACAGCACUUCCGUAUAGAGAAUCAUGGCUGGUUCCGAACCGUCAGAGAACCAGAAAUUCUGCUUACAGGAGGUGCUCGACACGUUUAAGUUGUGUCUUUCGGACAGCAAAGAAGUCUAUCUGGAACACUACGUCGCUGGAUGGCGAGGCCUUAUAAAGUUUCUCAACUGCUUGGGGAGUGUCUUCGGCUUCAUUUCUAAGGAUGCCGUCAACAAGAUCCAGAUCCUGGUCAACUACCUCAAUGGGGAAAAUGGCCCUCACUACGUCACCAUGCAGUCCAUGGUCAAAUACGAGCUGGAGAAUGACCUGGUGGAUCUGACCAAGAGAGGUAGCCACUCAGAGUCCGGCUGCCGCACUCUGCUGAGGCUCCACCGUGCGCUGAGGUGGCUGGAGCUCUUCCUGGAGCGCCUCCGCACCAGCACAGAGGACAGCAAGACGUCCAACAUGUGCUGCGAGGCCUACAACGAGUCCCUGGCCCAGCACCACCCGUGGGUUAUCCGUAAGGCCGCCGGCAUGGCGUUCUGCGUGCUGCCCGGGCGCGCGGCUUUCUUUGAAGUGAUGAACGUGGGGACCCCCGAGCAGGUGGUCGCCAUGCUGGGAGAAGCCCUGCCACUCAUCUCUGAGGUGUACCAGAUCACAGAAGAACUUUAUAAGGAACACAACAUGCUAGACCUGCCGUAGAGCCCCUGUACAUGAAAUUAAAAGCUGCGACCGGCCCCUGCUGUAGGGCCGCAAAGCCUGCUGCUACUCCCCUUUGAUAAUGCUGACAUCUGCGUUAUGUCCCAUUCUGACUGAUUGUAAUGAGACACAGCGGAAGCCCCUUCAUUCCGAUUUUCAGCGUAUUUCUGCUUGUUUGUCUUUGUGCCGCUGUAACGCACCCCUUUAAAUUCUCUUUCCCUUCAACAUCUCUUUGUACAUUGAGUGGUUUUUAACUCGAAUAGAUAGGAUGACAGUGGGGCACUGUUUAAAGAUGAUUGAAUAAGUCAUUCAACCAAAAACAAGCUGAAGUUUGUCAUCUGGAUGUUCAACAGGGGAUGUAACCGUCCUGUGAUUAAUUAUGGUCAAGUGUUUUAUCAAUUUCUCAAUACUUCAUUAAAGGUUGUGAUUGCACUGCUUUCACAUAUCAACAGGGCAUUUACAUUGAUUGAAUUUGAAAUGAUUACAUAUUAUUAUUAAGAUAAUAACUGGCAUAUUGACACACUUUAUCAUUGUAUCCAACUGUUAUCAGAGAACACACAGUUAUGUUUAUCUUGUUAAAGGGUAGGAUUUAAAGGGGAUUUUUCUGUCAGUGUGUACAGAUGAUGUACAGGUUUUGGGGAAAGCUAUUGUAGAUCAACAAAAUGCACAACAAAUGGUUCAUUAUUUAUCUGUACAUUUAGUGUUUUGUGAUUGUAUGUUAUGAAAUCAAACUUUUUUUCAGUCAAAGAGAAAGAGUGCAAUUUAUUAGCUUUUUUCUACUUGGUUUGCAGUUUCUAUUUUGAUGCAUCUGAUUUAUUUCAUCAUUUUGUCCUUUGAGUUUAGUUUUUUAGUUAUUUUAUAAAUAUUGUCUGUUGUAUGUCACAGCAGUGGGGUGAGUAUGAUAUUUACUCCCAAUGGUAAUGUGUCCGUUAAGUCCAGUGUUAAUUAAACACGUCAACCACUUUUUU
Messenger RNA from Menidia menidia (Atlantic silverside), 1855 nucleotides. NCBI's taxonomy places the organism in Eukaryota, Metazoa, Chordata, Actinopteri, Atheriniformes, Atherinopsidae. The record is from the annotation of a GenBank genome assembly.